ACGCGAUCUGAAACACCGGAGACGCAAUUCAAAAAAGCAACCUUGUUGUCCAUAUAAUUUAUAAAGCAUUUCCCGUGUGUGAUCAAUUAAUUCCAAGCACUUUGUGAGCGAUUCGCCCGACUGAUUGUUUCUUUCUGUUUUCAAAUGGUCUAUCUUGCAAUGCUUCCGAUUCGUUCCUUCCAAUUUCAGCUCCUGUGGUGCUCCGUACUAGUUUUGGCCCCACGGCCUGACAUUGACUUGAACUUGACGCCGGAGGAAACCUCCGAAGAAGCCUUGUCAUUCACAGAACCGGCAACUCCUUCAAUUCCGAGCGCGGAAGAAAGUCUCCUUGGGAAACGGAAAUUCCACUCGGUUCAACUUUCAAGCCUCAGCCCACCUGAACCCCGUGCUUGUCUAUCGCAUGCUGAUAGUGGAUCAAUAAGCACAGAUCUUAUCAAGCCAAGGUUCGCAGCCGAAAGUGCGUUUACCCCAGACCACUCUGGGUUCCCAGACUCCUUUGUCGCGGUUGAUCAGGUAGUUGGGAAUAGAAUAAGGCGACUCUUGCCUGCUAGUGACCAUAAACAAGGAUUUGCACAUGACCCACAGAGCAGUUGGCCAUCGUAUCGGACAAGUCUUGAGCUGUCAAACAACAAUGUAGCAGGUUUUCUAUCCAACAACCAGGUUAUUGAAGAACUCCUUAGUAAAUUUAGCAAAACGUUUCGCCAAACAAUUCAUUCAGAGGACUAUCACUCCAGCCGGAGUGUUUCGAUCGACAAGCACCCGCACAUUCCCAUCGCAAGGUUCUAUCGUGCAAACGGCCCAGGGAAAUUGGCGAAAGUCUUACACCACAAGCACCUCCGCCAACAAAUCAACCGACGCCUGUUGACGAUGUACAAUCGUUUGCUGAUAUCCUCAUUCAAGAUCAAUGGUGCAUUAUUAAUUCUCCUGAACAUACCAAUAUUGAAUCGUAGAAAACAGCAGCAAAGAUUUUUCGAAUGGCUGGAAAAAGAAAUAUUUGAGCCCACCUCCGGUGUUCCUGUAUUGGGCUUCGCCGCUCGGCCCGAUCUUCAUUGGGGUUCAGGGGCUCCCGAGGUUCAAGUUGGGGAUCCUCAAUUAGAAUUGAUCAAGUACUUCUCUGAGGAAAAUUGCGAUCCAAAUAGCUGUGCCUCCAGUCUACUCAAAUUGUACCGAACGCAACAUCAAAUUUUUCUGGGUGAUAUCUUCCAACGUUCCAUCACUCAUAAGCCGAAUAUUUAG
Messenger RNA from Puccinia graminis f. sp. tritici CRL 75-36-700-3, 1236 nucleotides. RefSeq lists its product as uncharacterized. The record is from RefSeq and is a predicted model, not a curated record. The coding region runs from base 145 to 1236 and encodes 363 amino acids. NCBI's taxonomy places the organism in Eukaryota, Fungi, Basidiomycota, Pucciniomycetes, Pucciniales, Pucciniaceae. The transcript is spliced from 3 exons.